Pocillopora verrucosa is the source of this 1881-nucleotide messenger RNA. Lineage: Eukaryota; Metazoa; Cnidaria; Anthozoa; Scleractinia; Pocilloporidae. The record is from RefSeq and is a predicted model, not a curated record.
AUGGCUCCCCAUAAAGAAUCGUGUGGUACGGAUGAUGUUUGUGAGUUUGCUCCUGAGCCCGUUGUUAGGUCGUAUGAUAGCCAGGCAAAGAGGAAGUGCCGAUCCGACGUAAUCUCACAUGCCAUCAGGUGUCUAACAACAGAAAGACACACAUCUGCUUGUGUCCAACGAGGUCACGUUAGACGAGUCUGGCAGCAAUUGCAAGAGAGUGGAGAGAGCCAAGCAUACUAUAAUCCAGGAGAAAUCGAGUCCAUAGAAGCUGAGAUUUCGCAAUGGGAGAUUCUUCACGAAAGCAAGAUACAAAGCAGGAAACCUUCAGACCUUAAUGUAUGUUAUCUCGGAGGGAACAAUCCUAUCAACGAUCUUGAGGUUCUUGUGGACAGUGGCGUCCUCCCACAGAAUGUCUGGGCAGUGGAGAAUGAUACUAAAACAUUCGAGAGUGCACGGGAAGCCAUCCGUAGAUCGAGGUUUAGAAAUGUCCGAUUGUUUAAAGGUGACAUCCUUAAGUUUUUGAAAGACUAUGAGGGUAACUUUGACAUUAUUUACUUUGAUGCCUGCGGUACACUUCCGUCGGCUAACCAGAGUACUCUUAAGUUUAUCGGAUAUGUCUUUCGGUAUAAUAAGCUGACAUCUCCAGGAGCCUUGAUCACAAAUUUUUCAUUCCCCCCUAAGAGUGAACCAACAGAAUGUGACGAAGAAGCAGAACAACCCUCAAGUAUUUUACGGGAAAGCGAUCAAAUAAGAAAAUUAGUGACAGAGUAUUUAAAGUACAGGCUUGAUAAUACAUGGAUGAACAAUGGCUCUCCAGAAGGGAAUGCUGAACGUCUUGGUCAAAGGACUGACGAAGAAAACUAUGGUGAUUACAUCACCUAUCAAGUAAUUGACUCCGCUUAUUUGUAUAUCCCUGCCUUAAGAAUGCUCUCAUCCACAAGAUCAGGUCAGUCAAGCCCGUUAUGGGAUCAAAUGUUUAAAAGUAAAAAGAACUUUGAAACUGCUAGUCCUGACAGCAAAUUUUCAGUUGAAGAGCAAUCUUGUUCAGUAAGUGAAACUGCCAGUGAAGUGACUGAUGUUAACAAAUUACUCAGUGCAUCUGCAGCCAGUGAAUCAAAUGCAGGGCGUGAUUCUUCCAAUGAAGUGUUUUUAACACUGAAAGAUGCAUCCAAAGCCUCUCCUUUGUGGAAGUGUGGUUUUGCUCUGGAAGAAGAAAUGCAAAACAAUGACCUUUGCAAAGCCUGGGUUACCGAGAUUUUACCAGACUGGCAAUCAACAUCCAACUUGAAAACUGAGAAACUCCCACUUUUGCUUUUGACUCAUCUUCUCUCUCAUUUUGAUUUUUUUAUCUCUACAUUUACUAAUGACAACUUUCAAGAGAAAUGCAUUGAAUCUCUGUAUGAUGCCCUUCAUUCUGACAAUGAUCAUAUAUCUUCCAGAUUUUGCAAUCAUAAAGUGGUAUUUCCCAAAUUUUACAAUGUAGUAGAUCUAAGUAAUACAAGAAGUUUGGUUGCUGGCCUACUGUAUGGCCAGAUGGCCUACCCAUCAUUUCCUGUAGUGGAUAAGAUGCUACGACUUUGCUACACUGGAAAUACAGAAGAAGGCAGACUUAGAAGGCAGAUGUUCACUGAUGUUUUCAUUUUUGACCAGUGUCGGUAUGUUUAUCAGCAAUUUCCCUCCAUUGAUUGUGCUUGCUUUGCCAUUACAGAACCAGAACAGCAAAUGGUGUUCAGAAUGGUUGUGGAUGGCUUAAGAAAGCACUUGGAAGACAUUUGCUUUAAAGAUGUCUUUCCAUCUUGUCAUGUUGCUAGUAUAGAUCCCAUACCAACGGGAGAGAUUGGUUUCCCUAAUAGUAGGCCUAAGAUUCCCAAAAGGAAAGAGGUGAACUAA